AUGAGGCGUCGCGGUGGAUUUUCCGACGACGAGGCCUACGGCAGCGAUUAUGGCCACCAGGCCAUCGACCAAUGCAAGCUGCUCGAAGAAGCGCUCUUCUACGUCAAGGAACACGCGUACUACAUGCGUCAGGCACUGGAUGCAAACGAUAUCGGCGAGGCCCUUAAGAGAGGUAUCAAUGUUAUCAGCGAACUGCGCACCUCCAGUCUCACGCCUACGAACUACUAUGAACUUUACAUGAAAGUGUUCAACGAGCUUCAAGUGCUCUCCGAGUUCAUGGGCAACGAGAGCAAACGCGGCAUGAAGCUCAACCAGCUCUACGAAACGGUGCAGCAGAGCGCCUUCAUCAUACCGCGGCUGUACCUGCUUAUUAUGGCUGCAUCGCAUUGUAUCAAGGGUGGCGUAUCUUCCGCAAAGAGUAUUCUAGAUGACGUCACGGAGCUCUGCCGCGGGGUACAGCAUCCCGUAAGGGGACUGUUUCUGCGCUACUUCCUCAUACAAUUGUGUAAGGACAAAUUGCCGGAUUCGGAACCAACAAAUAGCAAUGGCACUUUGGAAUCCUUUGAAUUUCUGAUGGGUAAUUUCAAAGAGUCUGUCAGGCUCUGGGUCAGGCUAAACAGAGGCUGCACUAGCUGUGUGGACCAAAUGCGGUGGGACAAACAGAGACUUGAACUCGGGUUGCUCGUGGGCGCUAACUUAGUCCGUAUGGCACAAAUGGAAUCUCUGAAUUGCGAAUUUUACACCGAAACAGCCCUGCCCAGCAUAUUGGAAGAAAUAUCGGCAAUCAGCGACGUUUCGGCGAAGAAGUACCUUCUCGACUGUCUGAUCCAAGCCUUUUCUGACGAGUACCACCUGAAGUCGCUGCCGAAACUGCUCAAGGUUAUUGUUACUUCGAUAUCGUCCAACGAGUGUAUUAACGUGCUGACGAAUCUUAUGAACAGACUGUCGCACUAUUUCCGGUCGGCUGAUCUAAGCGGCGAUUCUGUUUGCACAGGCGAUGUAUUUGAGGUGUUCCACAAAUACCUGAGCUCGGUUGACCUCCAAACUGGAAUAAGUCUCAAGGGGUUUUUAGAUUUACAGGCCAGCUUCGUGGAGUUCACCACAACCGUAUACCCCGGUAUCAUAGAGCACGUCGAAGUCAUUCUCAACCACGUCGUGAACGUCCUGCAGAUAUGCGACACUGAGAAUCUUCGGGUGGAAGACGAUGCGUGCGGAAGUAUUAUCAAGUUGCUCACGCUUCCGCUUAGGACACUAGGCCUGCGUUCGCUUGAGAUGAAGCAUAACGACCCCCUCGUCGGCUUCCUACCAGCACACAUGCAGAGGGACGUCGCCAGGGCAAUGGUUGAAGCUAUGGUGGAGUCGAAGCUCACCAUUGACAGCUGUGAUGCUUUCGAGAUUACAAGCCGUUUCCUGCUUCCAUUUUUCGUGUCGCCCAAGUCUCACGACACGGUACACCAGUUGAGGGAUGACCAGCAGUACGUCUCGAAGCUGAUACAGAUCGUGCAGUCGUACGAUCCUUCGCAACAAUUUGGCAUAUACCAAGCUCUGCUUGAACGCAUGGUGAGAAGCGGACCAAUCUGUUAUCGUCACAGCCUGCCAACCUUGAUUCUGCGAUCUCUGGAGCUGGCAUUCAGACCCUUCGAGCUGUCUGGGGAAAGCACGCCUGCCAAUCGUUCCAUGGACGUCGAGGAAUCUGCCGCUUUGGCAAUGGGAAUAUUCAAGUUCGUUAGUGACAUGAUACGGAUGCUACAAUCAUUGAUACCUGAAGAGGCUCUCAAGUUGGCAACGUUGGCCGCAAUUUCGGUUAACGAGCUAUGCGAGCUUCUCCGCUUGGACAUGCACGACAAUGCAAACUACGAACGCUUCGGAAUUGUGUGCUACAACUUUAUCGCAACAGCCUGUGUCAUCUUCGAGGAGGACGUUAUAUUAUCGCAGCGGCAACACCAAUGUUUGCUCUACCUCGUGUCGGCUUUCUCGUCAAAGAUCACCGUGCUCAACGCCGAACACUACGGCUCUAUGUCCAUGCGCCUUGCAAAGUACUCCCUUGGCUUGCUCAAAUUGGAGCACCAAUGCUCCGCUCUGGCGCAUGUGGCAGCAGCUUUCGCGAGGUGCGAGGACAGCUCCAAGGUCACCUGGGCGCUGCAGAGAUCGCUUGUCGUAGUUAUGCAACACCAAUUCGCGCCAGAGGAUCAGAUACGUACCGCUUUGUCGCCGGUUCGUAGGGUUGCUGCACAACUACAAUCGCGGUUCGACGUUGGCGAUAUAGUAGAGGCCAUUGACAGGUAUUGA
Messenger RNA from Babesia ovata, 2289 nucleotides. Its product is annotated as vacuolar sorting 35. The record is from RefSeq and is a predicted model, not a curated record. Gene Ontology annotation, biological process: retrograde transport, endosome to Golgi; intracellular protein transport. The coding region runs from base 1 to 2289 and encodes 762 amino acids. The transcript has 2 exons. Gene Ontology annotation, cellular component: retromer complex; retromer, cargo-selective complex; late endosome. NCBI's taxonomy places the organism in Eukaryota, Apicomplexa, Aconoidasida, Piroplasmida, Babesiidae.